CUUAUCCACCGCCCUAUCUGAAGUUUUCUCUAAAGUCGUCAUUUGCUCUCCAUCUUGUUUGAAGUGAACCCGCUGAGGAUUUGGUUUUUGAUUAGGAGCUGAGUAGCCGAGUCUCUGAGCUUUGAGGCUUGGUCACCGGCGAUGUACGGCGGGUCAAUCGACGGAGAAGGCCACGACGCCGCCUCCGGUGGGCCUGCUAGGAAGAUCCCACCAGCCUCGUCCAUGCUAUGGGUCCGUAACCUCCGCCGCUACGUCGGAUCCGACUCUGGGCUAGGCUCCGAAGCCGUCAUGGAGCUUGAAACAAAGAGAAUUUUGCUGGAUAUUUUUAAGGAGAAGCAACAAAAGAGUGCUGAAGCUGGGACAAUUCCAAGCUUCUAUAAGAAGAAACCUGAAGAAGGAUCUGUCAGUCAUAGGGUGGAGCGCCUAGCAAAAUAUCGAUUUCUGAAGAAACAAUCUGAUAAUUUGCUAAAUGCUGAUGAUCUGGAUGCAAUGUGGGUUUGUCUACGUGAGAAUUGUGUGAUCGAUGAUGCAACUGGAGCUGAAAAGAUGAAUUAUGAAGACUUUUGCCACAUUGCUUCUGUAUGUACAGAACAAAUAGGCUCCAAGUGUCGGCGAUUUUUCAGUCCUUCAAAUUUCAUGAAGUUUGAGAAGGAUGAAUCUGGGAGAAUUGCUAUUCUGCCUUUUUACCUUUAUGUGAUGCGCACAGUAUCACUUACUCAGGCCAGGAUUGAUAUGAGUGAGCUUGAUGAGGAUUCUGAUGGCUUCCUUCAACCUCAUGAAAUGGAAGCCUAUAUACGAGGUCUUAUUCCAAAUUUGGCACAGCUCCGGGACAUGCCUGCUGCUUUUGUUCAAAUGUACUGCCGUAUAGCUGCACACAAGUUUUUCUUCUUCUGUGACCCCAAUAGACGAGGAAAGGCAUGCAUAAAGAAGGUGCUUCUUAGUAACUGUCUCCAGGAGCUAAUGGAACUACACCAGGAAAGCGAGGAAGAAGUUACUGAUACUGAACAAGCCGAAAAUUGGUUCUCAUUGACUUCUGCUCAGCGCAUUUGUGAUAUGUUCCUUGCGCUUGACAAGGACAUGAAUGGAACCUUAAGCAAACAAGAGCUUCGAGAAUAUGCGGAUGGUACAUUAACAGAUAUUUUCAUCGAGAGAGUUUUUGAUGAGCAUGUCCGACGAGGGAAGACUGGAGGUGGUAAUUCCCGGGAGAUGGAUUUUGAGAGUUUUCUUGAUUUUGUUCUGGCACUAGAGAACAAAGACACUCCAGAAGGACUAACGUAUUUGUUUCGGUGUCUUGACCUUCAUGGGAAGGGGUGUCUCACAACAGCUGAUAUUCACACAUUAUUCAGGGAUGUACAUCAGAAAUGGAUUGAGGGAGGGAAUUAUGAAUUGUGCAUUGAGGAUGUGAGGGAUGAAAUUUGGGAUAUGGUGAAGCCAGCGGACCCCUUGAGGAUAACAUUGGCUGAUCUACUAGCUUGCAAACAGGGUGGGACUGUUGCGAGCAUGCUUAUAGAUGUGCGUGGUUUCUGGGCUCAUGACAACAGAGAGAAUCUUCUUCAGGAAGAGGAAGAACCAGAAGAAGAAGGGUAAUGGGGUUGAAGACAACUUCUUCCCCAAAAAGGGAAAGCAUAAAGAUCCAGACUUUUAGCUUCGGCCAAUUGUGUGCUUUCUUGUCAGUUCUAACAAGAAUAGAGAGUGCGGCUGGUAAUUUAGUGCAUAAAUGUGGUAGUAACUUGGCUUGGUAACUGUAGAGAUACCAAAGAAACUGCUAAUUUUCCUAUGUUAUUUGAUGUUAGGUUAACAGAUGCAGCUCGUGUAGACUUGUAAAUAUGUCAGGAUGAAAGAUCUGUUUUUGUUGACCCCUCCUUUGUUUUAAGGGUCCCCAUAUCUACAAUGGUUGAUGAAUGUAUGUUUUACUUGUCAGGAGUGUUCACCUACAGUGGGUAUUGAAUUUAACUUUGACUUGUCUGAGAGACUGUUUUCAUGUAAGUGUAUAAAGUAGAAUUUAUGCGUUCUUAUUUU
Coffea eugenioides is the source of this 2019-nucleotide messenger RNA. Its product is annotated as probable serine/threonine-protein phosphatase 2A regulatory subunit B'' subunit TON2. The record is from RefSeq and is a predicted model, not a curated record. The transcript is spliced from 12 exons. Lineage: Eukaryota; Viridiplantae; Streptophyta; Magnoliopsida; Gentianales; Rubiaceae. Gene Ontology annotation, biological process: cortical cytoskeleton organization; microtubule cytoskeleton organization; regulation of dephosphorylation. Gene Ontology annotation, cellular component: spindle; centrosome. Gene Ontology annotation, molecular function: calcium ion binding. Bases 142 to 1587 code for a protein of 481 amino acids.